AUGAAGAAUUUACCAUUACAGGGUACUGGAAUUCAAAAAGAGGAAAGCCAAGCAAAACAACAUUCUGCUGUCAAUCAAACAGAUUGUUCUGGUGAUUCAGAGGUCUCGUCGUCAUCAUCACACUUUGAUAGCGGUAUUUUCACUUCGAAUAUUGAUUGUACUAACAAUUGUCCUAAAUCCCCACUAUCAACAACAGUACUGGCAACGAUACCAACAACGACAGCAGCAGGUGAUGGAGUUCGUGAUACACCUGUUAACAUUAACAUUAGUAGUACUAAUUCUAGUAAUAAGCCAACGAAGGCUCAUGUUCGUCGGUGGAUAGCAAAACAAGAAUAUUUACGUCAGAAGAGUUUAAAAGAGAAUCGUCCAUAUGAAACUGUAUUACAGGAGUAUUAUAUAAGACGCCAGAAGCGUUUAGAGAAGAAUAAACCGAAAGAAGUAGAAGAGUUUCUCCAAAGUGAACCAGUCAAAGGUGAAGGGAAACAUUUUCUUGAGGUUCGUUUAAUACGUACAACAGCCCCGUUCACGGAUAAGAAUUAUGAAUCGGCUUUAAAAUUAUCACAUAAAAUUUAUGAACAAUAUCAAAUUGAUAUUCACAAAGGUGAUAUCAAUGAUUGUAAUUGGGAACAUUUUAAACGGGUUCUAAUUAAGUCUCCAUUAGUAUUGGAUAAUCCUGAAUGGAAUUCCGCUUCACCUAUGUUUGGUACAUAUCAUCAACAAUACUGGCUUGAUGGAGAGAAAAUAAUUGCUGUCGGUGUAAUCGAUAUCCUCCCGAAAUGUCUUUCAUCAGUUUAUGUUUUCUAUGAUCCACAAUAUGCAUUUCUACAUCUUGGCACGUAUACAGCAUUACGUGAAAUUGCUUUCGUUCGACAGUUGGCCAGAACUUCUACCAUUAAUAAUGAUUCAAUGUAUUCAAAUUUCAAAUCAUAUUAUAUGGGUUAUUAUAUACAUUCAUGUCGUAAAAUGUCCUAUAAAGCCCAAUAUACACCAGCUUAUUUAGCUUGUCCUGAAACCUACAAUUGGUUGCCUAUAGCAGAAUGUUUAAAAGCAUUAGAUACCUCACCUAAUGGAAAGUAUGCUCGUUUCUCUGAUAUCUCGGCUGUUGAUCACAAUGCUAUCCCUAAAGGUAUUGAUAUGGAUACAUUAGAUUCACAAAUAUACUUUUGCAUUGUAUAUAUUAAUGAUAACGAAAACGACAGUGGUGAUGGUGGAGAGGACAACGCCAAUUCUAAUUCCCUAAGAUCUCCUCCAAUCUCAUUGAAGGCGUUACGUUCACGUUUGAACCGGCGUGCAAUACCAGUAUUUCGUGAAUGGGCUAAACUGUUAGGCAAUCGUGUAUUAUCUGGACAUUUUCAAAUUAUAAUUCAUUCUCAGUAAUGAUAAUGAUAAUGUGAUUCUUUAUUUCAUUUUAUUUAUUUACGUAUUUUUUGGAAAAAAAAUUCGUCAAGUAUGGACUAUUGUAUACAGUUUAAAACAAAAAUAAGCGCGCGUUUAUUGUACAUUGAUCGUUGAAUAUUCACUUUCGCGCGCACACGCACACGUAUUUGUUUGUUUGUUCAAAAUGACAUUAAUUUAAAGUAUUUGUGUUGGCUUUUCUUCAAACCUAGAUUUUUGGCAGUUUCCGUUUUCUUUUUAAAUUACUUUUCAAAAUAACAAGAAUAAUAUUGAAGACAUUGAAUUCUUUGCCUAUUGUAGACGAUACCUUUCUUAAUAAUCGUAUUCAAAGUAGAAAAAAUACCUACUGUGAUGGUGAGAAUCUCACGUGUAUUUCUUCAUUCACUCUAAAAAAGAAAAGAAUAUGUAAUUAUAUUAAAUUAAGAAACUUCUUGUUGUUGCUACUAUUUUUUAUAUUUUUGGAUCAGCUUUGUCAUGUGGAAUCUCUGAGUUUGGUUAAGGCGAGUACACGGUUGAUGAGUUCUGUCCCCAGCGAGUGAAACUGCCCUGCAACGAUUGUCAUGUCAAGCUAGUGAAACAGGGGCAGUCAGACUAGCCGAGCAUCAAAACCUAGCGAAAUCUAGAUUAGCUGACCCGAAUAAGAUAAGAAAUCUGGAGAAUAGUUCAGCUUUAGCAAGCACUACAUGCAAUCACACAACCAUACAAUAGGAUGACAGUUCUAAAAUCCAAUGUCACAAGGUGGAGGGAGAGAUUGAUAAUGGAAGCUUUGUUUAUCGAAUCAACUGCAAAUACGCGUAAUAGGAAUGAUUCAACGCUUGUCCAUCUAGGCAUCUGGAAAAUUCUACUACCCCUACGACGACAAAUAGGAGAGAACAAAGAAAACUAUAAAACUCAAGUUUUGAAGUUGUGUGAUUAUAAUUGAUGUUGUGAUUAUGAACAAUAAAUUUUGUU
Messenger RNA from Trichobilharzia szidati, 2346 nucleotides. The record is from the annotation of a GenBank genome assembly. Lineage: Eukaryota; Metazoa; Platyhelminthes; Trematoda; Strigeidida; Schistosomatidae.